Numida meleagris (helmeted guineafowl) is the source of this 2021-nucleotide messenger RNA. It is a transcript of the gene ADAMTSL5, whose product is annotated as ADAMTS like 5. Bases 305 to 1996 code for a protein of 563 amino acids. Gene Ontology annotation, biological process: extracellular matrix organization. The transcript is spliced from 11 exons. Gene Ontology annotation, molecular function: metalloendopeptidase activity; protein binding. The record is from RefSeq and is a predicted model, not a curated record. Gene Ontology annotation, cellular component: extracellular matrix. NCBI's taxonomy places the organism in Eukaryota, Metazoa, Chordata, Aves, Galliformes, Numididae.
GCCGUGCGGUGGUUUAGUGCCGUAAGGAAACGGGUGUUUGUGGGCAGUGGGGUGCUGGUGGGGCUGGGGGUGCUCGGGGUCGGGCGCUGUGCUGGGACAGGACCUGGAGCAGCCCUCGGGCACCCCCUGCACUGCUCACAGAGGGCAGAUCCGGAUCCGGGCGCGCUGCUCAGGGCGCAACACUGAGUCACGGCCGCGCCACCGCCUCCGCCGCGCAGGUCCCAUCCUGCACCGCCAGCCCGGCAGGCAGCGCAGUGCGUGGGGCCGCGUGGGGUGCACGGAGCUGUGCCGAGCGCUGCGCUGUAUGGGUGACGGCAUCGCCCGCAGUGCUGCACCCCCCUCGGUGGCACAGUUCAGGGCACAGAGGCACCGCACCCUGCGCCCUUGGGACCUUCUUGCACCGUCUCACCUUGGGGUCCCGGUGGUGUCACACCACCAUUGGCACCACAGUGGUUGUGGGGUGCCCUCAGCGUCUCCGCUCUGCAGGUGCUGGUGGCCGUGGUGGGCGCUGCUCCUGGCCUGGCUCAGCCUGGGCUGCGACAUCGGCACCGCACAGGUCCCAGCCCCAGGGGGAGUGGUGUGGGGCCCUGAGCCCCCCACCCACACUCGGCCCCACCUGCAGCCAGCCCAGGGUGUGUGGGGGCCGUGGGGGCCGUGGAGCGCCUGCUCCAGCUCCUGCGGGGACGGCGUCGCGCUCCGCACCCGGAGGUGUCUGCGCUCUGCCGAGGAGGAGCCAUGCACAGGGGACCAGCGGCAGUACCGGCUCUGCCAGCUCCAGGGCUGCCCUGAUGGUUCAGUGCCAUUCCGUGCCAUGCAGUGCUCCCUAUACGACGACAAACCCGUGCAGGGCAUGCAGACCCGGCACCGCUGGGUACCCUUCUAUGGAGCCCCCAACGUCUGUGACCUCAACUGCUUGGCUGUGGGGCACAACUUCUACUACACCUUUGGCCGCGUGCUGGAUGGCACCCGCUGCGGGCCUGGCUCCGCGGACCUGUGCGUCGGUGGGCGCUGCCUGAGCGUCGGCUGUGAUGGGAUCCUGGGCUUGGGCGCACAGCCCCGUGUCUGCAGCCGGUGCGGUGGCGGGCAGGAUGGGUGCCUCUUCGUGCACCGGCUCUUCCAGGACACGGAGCCCUUCUCCGGUCAUUUUGGGUACAUGAAUGUGACCAAGAUCCCCGCUGGGGCCACCAACAUCAAGGUGACGGACAAGAGCCGCAACUUCCUUGCCCUGAUGAGGAGCGACGGGCGCUACGUGCUCAAUGGGGACUGGUCCAUUGCCUGGCCGGGGCCCUACGAGGUGGCUGGCACACAGCUGCUCUACGCCCGCAGCCCCGAUGGCACUGAGAGCCUGGAGGCACCGGGACCCACGGACGAGGACCUUCACGUGCUGGUGCUGCUGCAGGAGCCCAACCCCGGCAUCGAGUACGAGUUCUGGCUGCCCCGCGGGCACCCCCAGCACAGCAUGGCAGAUACCAGUGCCCUGCGGCAGCCCCAGCCCCGUGGGGCCGGCAGCCCCCCACCCGCUGAGGCCCCGCUCCCCACGCUGCCCCCCAGGGCUCAGAGCCCCAUCACAGAGCCACUGCCACCGCGAAGCCCCCCCGGGGUCAGGGCUGCUGCAGGGCGAUGCGGGCGGUGCCGCCCACCCAAGGGACGCUCCCAGCGCAUCCGGCACUUCUGCCAGAGUGACUUCGUGUUCCGAGCGCGGAUCCUGGCGCGGCGCUCGGUGGGGCAGGAGAUACGCUACGAGGUGCAGGUGGUGACUCCGUACCGGCACCGCUUCCCCAUGGUGCCGCGGGAAUACGUGUGGGUGCCCGACACGUGCGGCUGCCCCACGCUGCUGGGGGGCCACGACUACGUGCUGAUGGCUCGGCGGCACGUCAACUACGAGCACACCCUGAACCGCAUCCUGCUGCAGCGCGACGGAUACGCAAGGCCCUGGUCGCCCCGCGAGGAGCGCGCGGUGCGGGGUGCAGGACAGCACUGCGCCCACCCGCCGUGAGGCUGCGGGGAUGGGCUGCGGGAAU